UGUUUCUGUUUCUACAGAGCGAGCGAAAGGAUUGUGUCAAGCCUGCCAGAGAGUUGUGGAUUGAUCGCCUCUUGGGAAAUGCACUUGCUUUAUACACAAAAGUGCUAAUUCUGUUUCUCCACAGCAAGCUUUUGUGGUGUCCCUCUGAAAAGCACGGACUCCAGCUUCUUAACCGCUGCCUCGUUUGACGUAUGGUAGUGAUGAGUUGGUUUUUUUCUAUGCCUAUAAAACCUACGUAAAAGGUCAGAAGAAAACUGGCUGUCGAGACACUGUACUCGCUCACAAAGAAAGACUCGACUGAGAUCUUUCUCCGAGCCCAUUUCUCACACAAAGGCUGAAUGGGUGCAUAGUGGGGGUGAGUGAAAGACUGAGUGAGCAAGGCCCCCUGCACCUUUUCACUUCUUUUGGAUGAAACAAUAGUCUUUGUCCACAAUGUCCCUCCAUUCUUCUUGCUGGGUUGGGGGGAGUGUUUCUCUAUAGUAACAGUGACAAAACAAGGCAGGCCCAAAUGUGGUAGGAGACUCGAGAAGGACUUACACACUUGCCGCUCAUCAGUGACAGUUUCUCAGUGAUUUAGGGAGUAAUCCAGAAAGAGCACAGGGGACAAGAGGGGAAAAAAAAACAUUAAUGUAUGACACUGGAGUAAAGAUGUGUGUGUGUGAAAGUAGUCAGUCCCCUGAGGAAGGGCAUUAGUGGAACCAGGGCGUCGUCUCACACAAUUUCAUUCACUCCUCUGGACGCCACAAUGAACCCAGAGACUCAGUAUGAGGACUCGGUGUCUAUUAUGGUGCUGGAGAACAUUAAAAACAAACUCCGCCAUGCCUUCAGAACAACAACCGAGCCACGACUGUCCUUUGAAAAUGAUGAUGAUCUGAUGAGCACCGGCAGGAGUUUCCAGGCUAAUGAAGAGCUACGCAGAGCCAAGAUAGACGGAGCGAUUACCUGGUUACGCUCUGAAUUGCUGGAGAUGCGCUCACAGGAUCGGCAGCUGGCUCAGACUUUGCUCGGGCUUAACACUGAGAUCCAGAGACUGAGGAGAGAAAGUGGUUCUCUUUUAUUCGACUCCAGUCACACAGAGCAGCAAUGAGAUCAGCAUGACAAGUGGAUAAAGAUGUCUUCAUAUCUCUUUUACUUUUUAUAUCCGUAUACUUUUGAUUUUUUUUUAACAUGAGGCAAUGAGAGAUAUUAAUGCCAAAAAAAUGUGCAUUUAUGUUAAAUAAGACAUUUGCUUUGUAUGUUAUGUGAAGCUUAUGUGAUUUUUUUUUAAAGCUAUUGCCAACUUUUUAAGGUUUAAACGUUAGGAAUGGUGCAUUUAGUGUGUGGUGUUGAAACAUGACCACAAGUUAAACUCAUUAUUCAGAUAAGACAAAGUUGAUAUGAAUCAGUGAAUCAGCUGAAUCAGACUACAUGACUCCUUUGCACCCUAAAACUGCUCUUACAGCCCCAGAAUGCUGGACCUGAGGUAAUAUGUGUGUGUAUUACAUGUAAUACAUGUUAUUAAUUGUGGUGAAAGCAUGCAGGACAAUAAGUGUAAUGUUAUAAUCUAGAGAAUAUAUUAGGAUUUUUUUAUUGCUGAGUAAAACAAAUCGCAAGACCAAUGAAUAAAAGAGAUUUUAUCAUGGCGUCUGUUGCAUGACCUCAUCAAAAUAUAUAUUCACAACC
Molecule: messenger RNA, 1662 nt
Organism: Tachysurus fulvidraco (yellow catfish)
Lineage: Eukaryota; Metazoa; Chordata; Actinopteri; Siluriformes; Bagridae
Product: protein FAM167A-like
Exons: 2
Coding region: 746-1087 (113 amino acids)
Source: RefSeq, a predicted model, not a curated record